This is a messenger RNA of Aspergillus puulaauensis, 1977 nucleotides long. Its product is annotated as flavin-containing monooxygenase. The record is from RefSeq and is a predicted model, not a curated record. The coding region runs from base 1 to 1977 and encodes 658 amino acids. Lineage: Eukaryota; Fungi; Ascomycota; Eurotiomycetes; Eurotiales; Aspergillaceae. The transcript has a single exon.
AUGCUCAUUGUGCCCACCCCGUUCCUUGACGAGCAGCGACUACAUAUCACACCGACCAUGGGAUCAAUCGGCAACAACGCAGCCGAGGACAGGACAUUCGAACCGACGGCCUUGCAGGACAAAUACCGGCAGGAGCGCGACAAGCGACUCCGCAACGGCGGCCUCUCACAGUAUCACUCGGUCGAAGAAGAUACUCUCCAGCACUUUGCGCGAGAUGUCUGGAGCAGCCCUGCUCCGCGCCGCACCGUCGAGGAGCAAGUCGACUAUCUGGUAAUUGGCGCAGGAUAUAGUGGGAUGCUAUUGAGCGUCCGGCUAAUCGAAGCCGGCAUCACCAACAUCCGCAUCAUCGACAAGGCGGGUGACUUUGGCGGUACCUGGUACUGGAACCGGUACCCCGGAGCUGCCUGCGAUAUUGAAUCGUAUAUUUACAUGCCGCUACUAGAAGAGACGGGCUACAUUCCGACUGAAAAGUACGCGCGUGGUCCGGAGUUGUUUGGCCACUCACAGCGCAUUGGCCGGCAGUAUGGACUAUACGAUCGCGCUCUGUUCCAUACCGAAGUUGAGAAGCUUGAAUGGAAUGAUUCGUCGAAGCGAUGGGACGUCAGGACAAGCCGGGGCGACCAUAUCCAAGCUCGCUUUGUAACCACGGCCGGCGGCCUGCUUCACAAGCUGAAAUUCCCGGGGGUCAGCGGUAUCGACCAGUUCAAAGGCCACAGCUUCCACACCAGCCGAUGGGACUACGAGUACACUGGCGGGGACUGCAAUGGGAAUAUGAAGGGACUGGCCGACAAACGGGUCGCAAUCAUUGGCACCGGCGCAACAGCCAUUCAGCUCGUGCCGCAUCUCGGGCGAUCAGCAAAGCACCUCUAUGUCUAUCAGCGCACACCGUCGUCAGUCGAUGUCCGCUUGGACCAGCCCACCAGCCAGAAAUGGGCCAAAGGCCUGACCAAGGGGUGGCAACAGCGGCGUAUGGAUAAUUUCAACAUCCUCGUCUCCGGCGGCCAUCAAGACGAAGACCAAGUCGGCGACGGCUGGACGGACAUUCUCGUCAACCUCUCAGUUUCGGGCCAGAAGGUCGCCGCGAGCCAGAAAGCUGCAGACCCGGUCAAGGCCGCAAAGGAGCUCCAGGAUAACAUGCAGAUGGCCGACUACCGCAAGAUGGAGCAGGUGCGCGCACGGGUCGACGCCACAGUCCACGACCCGGCCGUUGCAGACUCUCUGAAGCCGUGGUAUAACCUGAUGUGCAAGCGCCCGUGCUUCCACAACGACUAUCUCCCCACCUUUAACCGCCCGAACGUAACGCUUGUCGACACAAAGGGUGCGGGAAUUGAGCGGAUAACCGAAACUGGGAUUGUUGCGCAAGGAGUGGAAACGGAGGUUGAUUGCAUCAUCUACGCGUCUGGCUUCGAGUAUGUCGGAAGUGACUACAGCGACCGCAUGCGCAUUGUGAUGCGGGGGAGGAACGGGGUUGCCCUUGACGAGCACUGGAAGGAUGGGCCGAGGACGCUGCACGGUCUUUAUACGCGCAACUUCCCCAAUCAUUUCAUCAUGAGUAUCACGCAGAGCGCAGUGGCGCCUAACUUCACGCACAUGCUCAACGAGCAGGCCAAGCACAUUGCCUUUGUCGUUUCGGAGAGCCUGAAGAAGGGCGCGACCACGAUAGAGCCGUCCGCCGAGGCCGAGGAGGAGUGGGUGCAGACCAUCAUCCGAUUGGGGAAGCUGCGAGAAGACUUCCUGCGGGAGUGUACGCCCAGCUACUACAACGACGAGGGUAUAAUAUCGGAGAAGACCCUCAAGACUGGUCGAUACGGCCUCGGGUCUCCGGCGUUCAUUCAGCUUCUGGAUGACUGGAGAAAGGCUGGCUCUCUAUCGGGACUGGAGUUGGACGGGCAGCCGGUGAGGCACUCGGAUGAAAGCAUAUCCAAGGCUCCCUCUGCCGCAUUUAUCACUACAGACAGUAUAGUUCCUGCUGUGUAG